GUGGCAAAAGUGGGUGGGUCCGGUCGCCGUGGGACUUCUCAGCGCUGGCUAUUUGCGAAACUUGCGGCGGAGGGGUGCGGUUGGUCUGGUGUGAGCCAGUGCAAGUGUGAUUCACCUUCAUCUUAGACUUCUGAACUCUGAACGGCCAAAAUGAGCAGCAAGAAAGGUGUGGCCCAGCCUGCACUGCACAAAGUGAUCAUGGUUGGAAGUGGAGGAGUUGGGAAGUCAGCACUCACUCUGCAAUUCAUGUAUGAUGAGUUUGUGGAGGACUAUGAGCCAACCAAGGCGGACUCGUACCGCAAGAAGGUGGUCCUGGACGGCGAGGAGGUGCAGAUCGACAUCCUGGACACGGCCGGCCAGGAGGAUUACGCCGCCAUCAGAGACAACUACUUCCGCAGUGGAGAGGGAUUUCUGGUGGCGUUCUCCAUCACAGAGGACGAGAGCUUCCAGGCGACGCAAGAAUUCAGGGAGCAGAUCCUGAGGGUCAAGGACGACGAAACCAUCCCGCUGCUGCUGGUGGGCAACAAGUGCGACCUGGAGGAGCGACGGCGCGUCUCGCACGCCGAGGCCGGCGCGCGUGCCGCCCAGUGGAACGUGCCCUACGUGGAGACGUCGGCCAAGACCCGGCAGAACGUGGACAAGUGUUUCUUCGACUUGAUGCGGAAGAUUUCAGCGAGGAAGGCGGAACACAACAAGGCCAGUCACGUGGAGGUGAAGGAACCGACCAAGUGCUGCCGGUUGUUGUAGUGGGCGCCGCCCCCGCCCGUGAAGAGCGAGCCGCACCACCGGUGCGAUGGACCGCUGGCGUACUGUCCGAGGACCGAGCAGGCGCCGAAAGUCCCGCGACCGCGAGAUUACCCCGCUAGAAAUACAGCUAGAGCGAGUGUCACCCGGCCCGUGGAAGCGCGCCUCCGCCCGGCUCUGCUUGACUGUGUGGGCUCGGGCCGCUCGCGGCCCGGGAGUGACCGGAGCACCGACGAGGCGCCAACCCACCGUACUCCCGUGGCCUGUCCGGCGCUGGGCGGCGCGCUGCUGGGGUGUUGCGCAUGCGCGAUGACCUCUCCGGGUCCCGGUCGCCUCCUCCGACCGCUCCCCAGGCUCUCUGCUGGCGCCGGGGGCGGCCGCCUCCUGGCUACACCGAGACACCGAUGGUGUUCAGCUACACGUGUGUUCCCUGCCCGCCGCUGCCGCUGCUGCUGGCGCCACGGCGGCGCCACCUGCCUCGCCUGCUGUGCCGAGUUCCCGCAGCGCCCGCUAUCGCGUUUUGAGUGUGCACUCUUGCCGUGCGAUGCGCUUGAUAAGAUUGCGUAGCGAGUGAUUAUUUUCGUACGGGAUACCGGGCGGCCGGCGUUCUGUGCCGACUCGCCACGGAUAGUAUUGAGUUGCCUGUGGGCUCCGAGCCGUUUUGUACCAGCCUGCUCUGUUGCCGCUGCAUCCCUUCUGAUAAUUUAGUGGCGGCUGCGGCCCGGAGUGGUGCUCGUCUGCGCCGCUGACCCGGGCCAGUGCGCGCGCGCAGCAUGACGCCGUUUUGUGCGGACUGACUAGCCGCUUGUUCGGCUCGCUCGUGCCGCGUGUCUUGCGGAGAAAGCUAUUCCGUGUAUUUGUGAUCGCAGGGCAACCGAUAUAUAUAUACAAGGUGACCUUUGG
This is a messenger RNA of Pollicipes pollicipes, 1647 nucleotides long. RefSeq names its product Ras-like protein A (gene Rala). Gene Ontology annotation, biological process: signal transduction. The record is from RefSeq and is a predicted model, not a curated record. Gene Ontology annotation, molecular function: GTP binding; GTPase activity. The transcript has 6 exons. The coding region runs from base 151 to 747 and encodes 198 amino acids. Gene Ontology annotation, cellular component: membrane. NCBI's taxonomy places the organism in Eukaryota, Metazoa, Arthropoda, Thecostraca, Pollicipedomorpha, Pollicipedidae.